Sceloporus undulatus (fence lizard) is the source of this 1138-nucleotide messenger RNA. RefSeq names its product tropomyosin beta chain. The record is from RefSeq and is a predicted model, not a curated record. Gene Ontology annotation, molecular function: actin filament binding. Gene Ontology annotation, cellular component: actin filament. The coding region runs from base 139 to 639 and encodes 166 amino acids. Gene Ontology annotation, biological process: muscle contraction; actin filament organization. Lineage: Eukaryota; Metazoa; Chordata; Lepidosauria; Squamata; Phrynosomatidae. The transcript is spliced from 7 exons.
CUCUUCCCCCCUCCCUCUUCGCAGGCUGAGUCUGAUGUGGCCUCCUUGAACCGGCGCAUCCAACUGGUGGAAGAGGAGUUGGACCGGGCCCAGGAGCGCCUGGCCACCGCUCUGCAGAAGCUGGAAGAGACGGAGAAGAUGGCAGACGAGAGCGAGAGAGGCAUGAAGGUGAUUGAGAACCGUGCCAUGAAGGACGAAGAGAAGAUGGAGCUCCAGGAGAUGCAGCUGAAGGAGGCCAAACACAUUGCAGAGGAGGCCGACCGCAAGUACGAGGAGGUCGCCCGAAAACUGGUGAUCCUGGAGGGAGAUCUGGAGCGCUCAGAGGAGAGGGCAGAGGUCGCUGAGAGCAAAUGUGGGGACCUUGAGGAAGAGCUGAAAAUUGUCACCAACAACCUCAAGUCCCUGGAGGCCCAGGCCGACAAGUACUCCACCAAGGAAGAUAAGUACGAGGAAGAGAUCAGGCUGCUGACAGACAAGCUCAAGGAGGCUGAGACCAGAGCGGAGUUUGCCGAGAGGUCUGUGGCGAAAUUGGAGAAAACCAUUGAUGACCUGGAAGACGAGGUCUAUGCUCAGAAGAUGAAGUACAAAGCCAUCAGCGAGGAGCUGGACAAUGCCUUGAACGACAUCACCUCCCUCUGAGACCCCCCACCCCACGGCUGCAGCACCCCCUCCCCACUUUAUCCUCCUCUCUGUCCGUCUGUCUGUCUUGCUGUCCUGCCCCACUGCCCCCCAUGGCUGCUGUCCUUCUUGCACCAAUCCCCCUUCCUCUCCUUGUCCCCCUUCCUUUGGCCAUAAGACCCCCAAGUGCUUCGUUCUGGAGCUGUGGGGGCCUAGUCUUAUCCAGGCUGGGGGCCCCUGGAAGUUUCCUGUCCCCCCAAUUUGGGGAGGGGUGUUUUCCAUGCCGCAGGUGCCUUUGUCGGUGGACGGCUGAACUGGGGGGCUGCCAGCAUUUGCCCUUGGGGGGUGGUCUUGGAGGGUUGGGGGUCCAGGGACGGCCCAGCUUAGACUCCGGCCCCUGCUGUGCCCUACCGCCCGUCCAUCCGUCUGUCUGUCCAUCUGUCUGUCCUUCCACUGUGCAUUUCAUGAUUCUGUUCUUGUCUCUUCAGACUCUGGUUCAAUAAACGGUCUUUGCAAACAG